UACACGAUGCAUCUUCUGUUUCUCCAAAUCACAGAAUCCCGGAAGCCACACCACAGCAUGUCUGCUUCUUUCCUCCUCCCUUUCCUGUCCUCGGAGUAGCAGGAGGCCUCAUUUUCUGCAUGUCUGUCUGCCAACAUGUCAACCAUCAGCCCUGAAUACGAUUACUUGUUUAAACUCCUGCUGAUCGGUGACUCUGGGGUCGGGAAAUCAUGUCUCCUGCUCCGCUUUGCGGAUGACACCUACACAGACAGUUACAUCAGCACCAUUGGGGUGGACUUCAAAAUCCGAACCAUCGAGUUGGAAGGCAAGACCAUUAAGCUCCAAAUUUGGGACACCGCUGGACAGGAGCGCUUCCGCACCAUCACCUCCAGCUACUACCGAGGCGCGCAUGGCAUCAUCAUUGUGUAUGAUGUGACAGACCAGGAUUCCUUCAACAACAUGCACCUCUGGUUGGAAGAAAUCAACCGCUACGCCAGUGAAAAUGUCAACAAGCUGAUUGUGGGAAACAAAAGCGACCUCUCGAGCAAGAAAGCAGUGGACUACACCACGGCCAAGGAAUACGCCGACUCCCUUGGGGUGCCCUUCCUGGAGACGAGCGCCAAGAACGCCACCAACGUCGAGCAGGCCUUCCUCACCAUGGCAGCAGAGAUCAAGAACCGUGUGAGCAGUGGACCCACCCAGAACGACAGCCACAAACCCAACCUCCAUAUCCAGAGUAACCCCUUGAGGCAAGAUGGGCCUGGCAAGGGGGAUGAAGGCGGAGGAGGCUGCUGCUAGGAGAAGAACUACUCCUGGAUCGGCUAAGCAGAUGGUUCAGGGAGCGCACAGGCUAACGACCCUUGGA
This is a messenger RNA of Heteronotia binoei (common prickly gecko), 844 nucleotides long. RefSeq names its product ras-related protein ORAB-1-like. The record is from RefSeq and is a predicted model, not a curated record. The transcript is spliced from 6 exons. The coding region runs from base 136 to 777 and encodes 213 amino acids. Lineage: Eukaryota; Metazoa; Chordata; Lepidosauria; Squamata; Gekkonidae. Gene Ontology annotation, molecular function: GTP binding; GTPase activity.